CAUAUAUUGUAAUGUGAUACUCUUUGUGGUGUUUUACCGUAACAAUUCACAAUAAUUGAACCUUCAUUGAAGCUGAAUUCUAUAUAACCCACACGUCAUUACUAGAGUAACGCCAUCUUACCGCGUCGUUUAGCUGUCAAAGUGUGUUCAAAAUAACUGAACUAAAGCGAUUCAAGCACGCAUUUAUGUGGAAACUGUUAGUUGCGUAUCGAAUGUAUUGUGAAAGUUAAAACAAAAAAACUUUAAAAAAGAUCAAAAUGAAAACAUGCACAGCGCGUACACCAUUGCGUUGCAUUCCGAAAACCCCAAGGAGUCGCGCACAACAAACGGAACAGAUGAUAAACUCCGCGAAUAAAAUUAAAGAUCCUGUAAAUGUGUUUUGUAGAGUGCGUCCACUGCAAUCAAGUGCGGAUCUAUCAAGUAUUCGUGUUAAAAAUAGUACGACCGUUGUAUUAACACCACCUGACCAAAUAUUGCACAAACAAGGAGCGCAGCGUGAAAUGCAAUACAUAUUUAAGCAUGUAUUCGAACCAGAAGCCAAUCAAAAUGACGUUUUUGCUGCAGUUGCACAGCCGUUAGUGGAGAAUUUAAUUAAAGGGCGGAAUAGUUUAUUAUUUACUUACGGCGUUACAGGCAGUGGAAAGACAUAUACAAUGACUGGCGACUCACGCCACCGUGGUGUUAUGCCACGUUGUCUUGACACGCUAUUUAAAACUAUAGCAGAUUAUCAAACUAAAAAAUAUAUUUUUAAGCCAGAUCGUUUAAAUGGUUUUGAAAUUUUGUCGGAGGCAGAUGCGCUACUCGAACGUCAAGCUGAAAUGAAUAAACGAUUUGCCAGUAAUCGCGGUGGCAUACGUCGUAAAGAUUCAGACCCUGAAAUUGCAUCGCAAGCAUCGUGUGACGUGCCUCCCAUACAAGGAAUCGAUGAAGACAAUAUGUAUUCAAUAUUUAUAACAUACGUAGAAAUAUAUAAUAAUAGCGUGUACGAUUUGUUGGAAGAGGGUGGCAUUCAGAAGUAA
Molecule: messenger RNA, 1019 nt
Organism: Teleopsis dalmanni
Lineage: Eukaryota; Metazoa; Arthropoda; Insecta; Diptera; Diopsidae
Product: kinesin-like protein KIF23
Exons: 2
Coding region: 258-1019 (253 amino acids)
Biological process (GO): microtubule-based movement
Molecular function (GO): ATP binding; plus-end-directed microtubule motor activity; microtubule binding
Source: RefSeq, a predicted model, not a curated record